This is a messenger RNA of Podarcis lilfordi (Lilford's wall lizard), 31663 nucleotides long. The record is from the annotation of a GenBank genome assembly. Lineage: Eukaryota; Metazoa; Chordata; Lepidosauria; Squamata; Lacertidae.
AUGGCUCUUUUGCCUAUCCUGCACUCAUGGAGGAAGAAGAGUCGUCGUCAGUGGCCUACAUGCGAAAUGGGAGCCGCUCAGAAGCCCAGCAGUCUUAGCCAGCAGAAUUACCAAACUUUGCUGGAGGAAUGCUUGAAGAAACGAUGCCUGUUUGAGGACGAGUUCUUCCCAGCCGAUAUUAGGUCCAUUGGAAAGGGACCAUUGCUCCAGAAACUACCUCAGAGGUUACUGUGGAAAAGACCACUGGUAAGUGAUGGAAAUUUCCGGAAAGGGUUGGUUUGGAGAGCUGCACGCCACAUUCUCAGAGGGAUUGGAUGGAUGGCCUGUGGUUCAUGGGUAGAACAUAUGCUUUGUGCAUAGAAAGCGUGAAUCAGGCUGCAUUUGACAACACCUAAGACACACAGGGAUGGGUAAGCAAACAGUAGCAAUUUCUGCUCUUGUUUCUGUUGGAAUUCUCUGACAUCCCUACUUUGCACACAAAGGGAGCACUUUGUACAAAACUGCCAUUAGGCCACAGGGUGUUAUUCUCACAGUGGUUUCACAGGCCUUGUUUUCCAUUGAAUGGCAUACCGCUGUUCAAAAUUGGGGUGCUCGGUUUUUGGUCCUGAGCUCUCAUGGAAGGCAACUGACUCAUGCAAGGGCACUGGACAAAAAAUAUGGGACAUUUUGGCAUCCAAUCAGAAGCCAGGAUGGCUUCUGUAAUUCUGGGACAACCAGCUCAAAUUGGGAAGGUUGAGGGGUAUGGCAUGAAUGUAUGAAACCUUCUGGCUUGGCAUUUCCUUAUAAGACUGCUAUUUUCUUUUAACCUUUCAGGAACUGCAUAGGACCCCAGUGUUUUACGCAUCGAACAAAAAAAGGCUUGAUCUGUGCCAAGGAGUGAUAGGUAAGGACCUUUGUCUGCGUGUCACAAGUAUCUCCUGGAAUCCUAAACCCUCUUACUAGGGAGUAAACCCCAUUGAACACGAAAAGAUCUGCUUCCAAACAAAUAUGCACUGGAUUACUUCUCGGGUUUUCUGCUGUAUUUUGUACAAUAUUGCCCCAUUCUCAGGCAGACCCCUCCCCCAGCCCUCCUACCUGAGACACCAGAUUGAACAUCAGACCUUGAUCCAUAAGCAGCUAGACAGAACCAGCAGAGCUAAUCCAACAAUACAAUUUCUACAUUUGUUGUUUUUUGUUUAUAUUUUACGCAUGAUAGAAUAAAAUGAAUUUAAGGGGAAAACCCUUCACUCAUGCCCUGUUGGGUUCCAGGCCAAACAUUUCAACACGGAUAUUUGCAUGGAUGGAAAUUGUGCGGCGGCAGAAUAAAAUUUUAGGUACUGGCACAUAAUUCCAAAGUGCUCUGUUUCAUGGAAGGUUUGCUCCCUAAUCUAAUUUUAAGUUCAAUAAAGAAGUGGCAAAAUCACCCUUGAAUGUGAAAUCAGGUCUACAUAAUAAGGCAGGCACCAAAACAAGCCUGUUCUAAAUUAUCCAGUUACAUGCUAACGAUAUAGUUAAUAAGUAUUCAAACUUACAUUGCUUAAGUCCUCUGAAAUAGGUUUGUAUUUUAUUCCGGUUUCAUACUUGCUUUUAAUGUUUGCAUAGCUAUGUAAGUUGCUUUGGGUCACUCCUUAUGAAAUUAAAAAAGAUGAAUAAAUGCUAAUAAUGAUGUUAAUAAUGCUGUUUACAUGCAGUUAUUUUAUGUUGUCGUGUUUUGAAUAGAGGACUGCUGGUUUCUGGCUGCCGUGGAAGCGUUAUCAUUUCACCCAGAUAUCUUGUCUCGGGUCGUGCCCAUGAACCAAAGCUUUGAGAGGAAGAAGUAUGCUGGGAUAUUCCAUUUCAAGGUAAGCAUCACCCUCGGCAAAGCUGAUACGGCAAAGGUCUCCUAAGGUGCUUUCAGGUUUCGCUGUUUUCAAGCAGGAUCCAACCCAUGCUGUCCAAUUCGGGUUGUGUAAUCACUUUCAUAGGUAUUCUGAGCAUUCAAAGGCAAAAACCACCUUUGUGAGAUGCAGCGCCUUGUGUUUGAAUUUGACUAUCCAUUGUGGCCAUUCGAUGAAGUUCAGUGCUCCUGUUUGAAGCCGACGCCCUUGCCGCGUUUCCAAACCCACGCCCUGGUGGCACAGCUGGGGUUUGUAUGAUCCAAGCUCUUCUGUUCUUGUUUUGCUCUUUUUGUCUCUGGUCUACUUCUCUCAGUCAUCCAUCUAUCACGCUGAAGCAGUAAGUCAGAAAAAUCUCCUCAUGUUUUCCUAAAGCACCAGCUGAUGGGUCGAUGAUGACUAAGUGUGAAGGCAUGUCAGGGCUAUAGCUGAGUCAUGGCUUCAGUCCUCUCUUUAAGAAUGGCCUCUUAGAAACGUGAUCACCUGCUGAAGAAGAUUCAUGCCCUCUUUUCUUUCCCAGUUCUGGCAUUUUGGCGAAUGGGUUGAUGUGGUAGUCGAUGACCGACUGCCAGUGAACGAAGCCGGACAGCUUGUUUUUCUCAGUUCCGUUUAUAAGAACCUGUACUGGGGAGCUCUUCUGGAAAAGGCUUAUGCCAAGUAAGUGGGCCUUCCUGCAUUCCACAUUGACUCUCGCUAUGAAAUGGGGUCCAUAUACAGUGGUACCUCUGGAUGCGAACGGGAUCCGUUCCGGAGUCCCUUUGCAUCCUGAAGCGAACGCAACCUGUGCUGGUUGCGAUUCACUGCUUUCACGCAUGCGCGUGACAUCAUUUUGUCCGUCUGCGCAUGCGCGAGUGGCGAAACCCAGAAGUAAUGCACUCCGUUAUUUCUGAGUCACUGCGGAGCGUAACCUGAAAACGCUCAACCCGAAGAACAUUAACCUGAGGUAUGACCCUCUCUCUCUCUCUGUGUGUAUAUAUAUGUGUGUGUGUGUGUGUGUGUGUGUGUGUGUGUGUAUAUAUAUAUAUAUAUAUAUAUAUAUAUAUAACCUGUUCAUCCUUGUCUCAUCCCUUUGUAACUUGAUUGUAGGGAUGGGCAACCUUUUCGAACUCGAGGACUGCAUUCCUCUCUAGGCAACCUCCCAAGGGCCACAGGCAUAAAGGUGGGCGGGGCCAGCAUGAAAAGUGGGAGGAACAAGUAAUGCGAAUUUUACCUUUGUACAGUAGGCUAGUUUCCACACCCACCCAUCCACCCUCUCUAUCUUCCAUCCAGAUAAGCAGCAAGCAUGGUCAGAGUUCAAGGAUGCAUUCCAUCCAGGCAUAAACACUCAAGGAGGGCUGCAUAGGGGGCGUGGAGGGCCAUACUUGGCCCCUGGGUCUAAGGUUCCCCAUCUCUGCCCCAUUGCAAUAAUCAAUAGAGUGUCAUAUAUCUAUAAUGCUUGGCAUAUUUUUAUUGACAGGCUGUGUGGCUCUUAUGAAGACCUGCAGAUUGGGCAAGUGUCCGAAGCUCUGGUGGACUUCACAGGUGGAGUUACUAUGACGAUCAAGCUGUCUGAAGCUCCGCCUGACCUCUGGGAUAUCAUGACAAGAGCAAACUACAGCAGAUCUCUGAUGGGUUGCCAGACACAGCCAGCCAGGAGAGUGGCAGAUAAGGUAUGCAGCGUCCAGGUCAGUUUAUGUGGGGAGAGGUGUUUCUGAGGUGCUGGAGCCACAUAAGGCUUUUAUAAAUCAAAACCAUUACUCUGAAUUGGGCCCAGAAACUAUGUGGUGGUUAAUACAGUUACACCAAGAUCGGUAUUAAAGGUUCAGACCAUCUUGCCCCAGGCAGCAACUGAGCUGCUGAUAUUUUCACCGGCUGCAGUUUCUGAAGUACAGUGGUACCUCAGGUUAAGUACUUAAUUCGUUCCGGAGGUCUGUACUUAACCUGAAACUGUUCUUAACCUGAAGCACCACUUUAGCUAAUGGGGCCUCCUGCUGCCGCCAUGCCGCCGGAGCAUGAUUUCUGUUCUCAUCCUGAAGCAAAGUUCUUAACCUGAAGCACUAUUUCAGGGUUAGCGGAGUCUGUAACCUGAAGCGUAUGUAACCUGAAGCGUAUGUAACUCGAGGUACCACUGUAUCUUCAAAGGCAGCCGCAUGUAUAACACAUUAUAUUAAUCCAACCUAGAGUUUACCCAGUGAGCUUCUAUGCCAAGCAGGGAUACGAACCCAUCUGUCCUGGGCCAAAAUCAAUGUACUACACUGGGUUUUGUGUUGUUGAUAUCAAAAUGGGAAACAGAUUUGGCCCUUUCCCAGAAAUAAUUCCCUCCUAUACACAUUACUACUGUGAUUUUCCUUGUAUAAGACGCCCCCCAUGUAUAAGACACCCCCUCUUUUGGGGACUCUAAAUAGAGAAAAUGGGGGGAGAUUGCCCAGACUUGUUGGGCUUUUGGGGGGGUUGCCAAAAAUCGCUCUCCUGCAGGAACGCAACAGCCAAUCGAACACACAUCGGCCAAAAGCAAGCACCGAUUGCCCGCCCAAUUGCCGCAGCAGCCAAUAGCCAGUGGACCUUGCAGCACCCACCAAUCACCCGCAAAAACGCCACGAACAAUAUCCUGCUUGCAGCAGCUACCAAUCCCCCGUCCCACCUCUCCACUAUCCAUGUAUAAGACAACCCCAAGUUUUUAGCACAAUAUUUUAAUAAAAUAACCUAGUCUUAUACAUGGAAAAAUACGGUAAAUCCCCCCUAAUAUAGAAAAUGGCUCUACCGAAUCUUAAUUGCUAUUGUUCUAAUAUAGUAUACACAAACUCUCUUUUGCAACCAUUUUUUUGUACGCCUUCUCUUAACCCAAUUCAAUUAGUCAGUUCUAUCAUAUGAUCAGUUCCAUCAUACAAGCCAUAUGUCACGCCAUACUUAGCAGCAAAUCAAUGGAAGGUGGAGAAGGGCAUUUCUGAUUCUGGUGUAUCAUCAGUUUCACUGCUGUUAACAGAUGGAUUGCCAUUUAGUAUACUGAAGGUACUCCAAUAUCACUACUGGUCUCUACAAAUAUUUUGAUGAGUCUACAAAAACAGACUCCCCAAAAGCUUUCAGCACUGGGCCAUCCCACAUAAGAUGAUAGAUAUUUGCUUUUGGGAAUAUGUCUUGCAGAAGCACCUAAAGCUAUUUCACUUAAAUAUGCAGCUUCCCUUUUGACCCUGAGUUUUUCAUGUUGGCAAAAGGAAGUGUCUCUCCAUAGCAAGCACCAUCUUGUAAACCUCUAUUUCUGUGCCUCAACUCGAUAAUCUGUAGUUUUUCUUUCCUGAAUACUUUUUUUUAUAUGGAAGGUGAGUCACCCCCUAAUGUCAAAAUAGACAAAGCAGGAAGUUUGCUGAGGUGUUUAGUGCAAACUGUGAGUGGCAUUUACAGUAAACCCAAUGGAAACUACUCCUGUUUACUCACUUUAGUUUUCUGCUCUCUCUCUCUCACCAUAUAUUGAGUAGCAUAAAAAUGGUCACCAUAAUACAGUGGUACCUCGAGUUACAUACGCUUCAGGUUACAUACGCUUCAGGUUACAGACUCCGCUAACCCAGAAAUAGUACCUCAGGUUAAGAACUUUGCUUCAGGAUGAAAACAGAAAUCAUGCUCCGGCAGUGUGGCAGCAGCGGGAGGCCCCAUUAGCUAAAGUGGUGCUUCAGGUUAAGAACAGUUUCAGGUUAAGAACGGACCUCCGGAAUGAAUUAAGUACUUAACCCGAGGUACCACUGUAUCAGAGACUAGAGAUGUGAUCAAAUUUCUGCAGUGUUUCGCAAAUGGGCCCAACAGGGUUGGCGCUUCCUGGUUUACAGCAUAGCUAAAUGUUUUUAUGCCCUUCGCUCCAGGAAAGAAACGUCCUGUCAAAUGGAUUAGUGUCUGGCCAUGCCUACACUGUGACUGGCAUUCGAAAAGUAAGUUCCACCUUUUUUUGUAGUUUCAGCUAUGGUUUUAUAAUCUUCAUCAUCAUCAUCAUCAUCAACAGCAACAACAACAACAUUAUUUUAGGUUGAAGCCUAUUCUCCCACUGCUUCAUGCCAAGGCAAUGCCCAUAACCAGUCCUUUUUUUUUCUGGGGGUACGCAUACCCCUAAACAUUUUGUGAAUUGAAGUUUGGCCUCAUCGAGGGGCAGUAUUUUAAUAUGAGUAGGAACAUGAAAGUACUCCUAAACAUAUUUUUUUUAGAAAACAAGCACUGCCUGUAACAUUUUGCAGCCGUAGGUGAAAUUGAACAAUGGCACCCUGGAUGGAUCUGGAAACCCCUGAGUCUUGUGGCAUCCUCUGAUAGUCCUUCAAACUGGGCACUUUAAAGUAGGACACAGGACCACCCUAACCACAAGGGUGGUUCUCGGUCCUGAGGAGUAGCAGGUAUAUGGCAGAGGUGACAGCUCAGGGUGUGUGGGGGCGGGGAGAAAGUCUGAAUGGUGCAGCUGUUCUGUCUGAACAUGAAUGCCACUGAUUUUAGAUCAGCCUUCCCCAGCCAGCCCUCCAGACGAUUUGGCCUCCAGCUCUCAACAUCUGGAGGGCACCAGGUUGGGGCAGGCUGAUCUACAGUCUCACAAUACCUUGGACAAAAGCAGGGCUGUAGGGUACAUUUGACAUACACUUCUGCCCUUGCUUUAAAUAUUAUCAGGCCUUAUUGAAGAUGAUGAGCGCAUCAGAAUGGUUUCUUUCUCCACGAGCUGUGCUUCCUUUUAAUGGCAUGAAUAAAACAUAGAGGAUAAUAGCUGGGCCCAUGUGUAAAUCAAAGGCUGUAAUUGAUUCAUGAGGCUCUGCUGACAGAGAGGCUCACAUGUGCAUGCUAAGCGGAGCCGGGUUUAAAGCUGAAAGCAGGUCUGUGGAAAGGGGAAGGUUGAGGAGUUCAGUGUUUUCUUCCACAAAAUGCAUCAGAAGGUGACCUGUCUCUGGUCUACACACCUUUUAACUCUUGCCACUUGCAUGUUUAACCCCAGUUGGGUUAAAUCCCCUGCUUUUAAUUAUCAAUCAUGUACAAACCAAUGUUCUUUUUAUGGCAGGGGUGGGGAACUUGUGGCCCCCAUGCACUGUUGAACUGUAAUGCCCAUCAUCCCUGACCAUUGUUAAAUACUCCCCCUCCCCCAUUAAGCAAGCCGCCCCAGAGGAAUGAGUCUGGCCGUGUGCAUUAGCAAUCAUUCUGUUGCGUAGCAUUGAGUUUUGUGUUGUUUUGUUGCACAGUGUCGAUUUUUCACUCCACGUUGGUAGUUUGAAAUGUCCAGUGUAUAUUGUUUCACCUUGGGCGCCCUGUUUGAGCUCUUUCAGGAGAGGGGCAGGGGGAGUAAGACCAUCUUUUUAUUACUCAAUCUCUCAGCAGCUUUUGAUAGCCUUGGCUAUGGUACCCUUCUGGAUUGCCUGUAUGGAAUAGGCAUUGGAGGCACUGUAUUGCAGUGGUACCUUUACUACCUUCAUGGUCCAGUCCAGAAAGCAGUAUUAGGGGAGUUCUCUUUGACUCCCUGGCAAUUGUUCUAUUUUCUCUCCAGUGCACCUCCAUUGAGAACGGUCACUGGGAUUUUUUGAGCAAGGCAUCUCCCUAUGUUCCUUUGGUCAGUGUGAUUCUGACCAAAGGUCAGAGGAAAAGGCACUGUCUUGGAGGGACCAGGUUGCUGAGCACCUCAUAGGCCAAAAUUGGCUCCUUAAAUUGUACCUGCAAUGUUUUUAUAUGUCACCAGAGCAGCUGGGAAAGGAGGUUGUAACCCCGGUUAAGGCAAUCUGUUUUUUGUUUCUGUACAGGUGACUUGCAAACAUGGACCCGAGAAUUUAGUGAGACUGAGAAAUCCCUGGGGAAAAGUUGAAUGGAAAGGAGAUUGGAGUGACAGGUGCGUUUCUGAGCAAAAAAAAAAAAAGAGGUUAUGGUUUAUAGAGAUGAACCCACAGUGCCACCUGCAGGCAGAUACUGAUCCCAACAACUGCAUGAGAUGUGAAUAUGGUGCUGUCACACUGAGAAGGGCAAGCCAAGUGGACAGAGUUGAGCUUAUUUAUUUUAUUUCGACAAUUUAUUUACCACUUAAUUACAGUUGCCCGUAAGACUUGUACAGGAGGCUCAAUUCAAUAAAAUAAAAAAUGAGUUAAAACUAUACAAAAAAAAUCCUGACUAUUGAAGGGAAGCACCAUAGCUUGGUAGUAGGGUGCCUGCUUUGCAUGCAGAAGGUCAAAGGUUCAAAUUUCGGCAUCUACAAGUAGGACUGGAAAUGUUCCUUGCCUGAAAUCCUGGGGAACCACUGCUGUUCUCUGUGAGCAGUAUUGAGCUAGAUGGGUAAGGUAAGGUAAACUGAGCUAGAUAGACCAAGGAUCUGACGCAUCUUCCCACAUUCUCUAGCAUCAUUAUUUUUGGGCGUGGCGGUCACAGUUUGCACCCCCUCUCCUGCAAGAAGGGUGCCAAGUCCAGGGCAUUCUGGAGGCUGCAAAAUGGUUGCUGAUGUUGAUGAUUGCGGCGUCAGCAAAAUAAAACUGAAAAAACGCAGGGGAGAAGAAAGCGUUGUGCAGAGGCGGAGCAAGCGGAUUGGGGGCCUGGGGUGGCACGCGUGCCCUGCGCCCAGGGGCGGGGCCAGCUGCCCGUGGAGUGGGGCGAGCUGGGGCAGGACGCUCUGUGGGGCCUCUGAGGAGUCUGUCUGUCACUCAGCCGCCCUAUGGCUGGGGGGGGAAGGCGGUGGGCGAACCGUUUGUGGCAGCAUGGAGCCUGCGGGUGCCCAAGCCACUGAGUCACCGCCAGGAGAGACGCGUGGCUCGGGCGCACUGCAGACUCCGUGCUGAGUGCCACCAGGCAUUUUGUCACCCCUCUCAGGGCGGACCACCCACACCACACACCCCUUCCUCUGAUGGUGAGGUCCAUCCCUGACCAACGGCUGGAUAAUUUCUUCUCCCCACUGCAGAAAUUUGGUCACGUCUCUAGUCUCUGAUAUUGGUGACUGUAAUAUUAAAUAAAUGCUCGUAAAGAGCAGGCAAAGCAGAAUAGUGGCCUAUUCUGCAACAAAGCCGAGUGGGUUCCUGUUUUAAACAAAUCUCUUUUCUUCCUGUCCCUUUAGCUCUGGGAAAUGGGAGCAGCUCAGCCCAAAGGAGAAGAUUUUGCUGCGGAAGAAUGAUGACGAUGGAGAAUUCUGGUACUUUAAUGAAAUUACCUCUUUGCUUCUCUCCCCUCUGCCCCCAGUGCAGGGUUUCUCAAAUGCCUAUAGAAUGACUGCUCAGCUAAUUGUCCCAUGACCAGUGCUUUUUUUCCUGGGGGUACGCAGGGAUACGCAUAUCCCUAAACAUUUUGUGAAUCUAACAGGAGAAGAAACAAUUAAAAAAAUAUAUAGUUUCUUCUCUAGCACGGUGAAUCGCCAGUUCUGUUGCCACCUCCGAUGGCAGCCUUUUGUCCAUUUAUUUUUCCCGAUUUGAACUAUAAAAUGGUGAUUUUCUUGAGUAAAAAUGAGAAUACCCCUAAACAUUUUUAAUAGAAAAAAAGCACUGCCCAUGACCGUCCCUGCCUCUCCCCUGUUAGUAGGUCAGAUAUCCAUAUGGCAUAGUUUUAAGCGGAAAGAGACCACUGUGGAUAUCGAUGAGAUUUUCUUCUCUGUCGUGUAUUUAGGACUGGUAAAAAAUACUUCUUAAAAACCUUAAUUUCUGCUCGCUGAGGGAAAAAAGAGAUGGCAUGCCACAUUCACACCAGUUUCUGGGAACUGCAGGUGGGUUGGGCCCUGCUUGUGAGAUUACCAGUGGCAUCUGGGAAGAAGCUGGACUAGACGGGCCUUUGAACUGAUCCAGCAGAACUUUUCUCAAGUUCUUAGGUUCACUGCCCGCGCAUUCACUGCUUCGCGGCUAAAACACUUGCCUUUGAAAAAGGAAGCAUUCUUUUUUCUGGAACUGGCUGGUUAGUUGCUGCUUACAAGCACGACUUCUAACGAUGAUGGCCGCCUCGUAUCAUUUAUCACCAGCACCUUAAUAUUGGAAAUAUGCCCUAAACCCUGCAAACAUAGACGCUCCAUCUGGCUAUAUGGCAUUGUCUCUAAUGAGUCCAGUUUGCUGCGAUAUUUUAAAUAGGCAUACCUCUAGUGAGCGGCUUUUUAUCAUACAAGUCGGGCCUGCAACACAAUGUUGCAGCAUAGAGUGCUCCCUCUUCAGGAUUCUGGUUGUUCCAAUUUCUCUCCCCUCUCUGAUAUUCUUCUUUUUAUAUUCUAGCAGUUAUUCAGCAUUUCCUGGACACUGAGCACUCUUGGUCCUCAUUGCGUUUUCUUUUCUGGGGACGGGGGUUCUUAAGCUCCCAAGUUCUGCCGAUAUACUUAGGUGUUUUGGCUACAUAAGCAAUGACAAUCACAGCCUGUGCCACUGAAAUAGAGGGAGGGAACGAUAAUAACAAAGGGUGUGUUUGUGUGUGAGUGAGUGUAGUGCUACUGCUUUAUUCAAAACAUACACAUUUUUGCAUGCCGUUUCCCCUAACAUAACACAUUUUUGUAUGUUAUUUUCACCAAUAUCAUCAUUUUUUAAUGCACACUUCCCCCCUGAUAAGUAUACAUUUUUCUAAACAUUGGUUGCAGAAGUACGUCUCAAAAUUCAGAUAAGUGCAAAUUUUGAAGGAUAGCAGUGUUUCACUUCACAUAUUGUUUUGGAAAGUGUGAAUUUGAUCAUUUCACCUGGGAUUGCAAACUGAAAUUAAUUUCUUCUCCAACCCUGCCUGGUAUAGAAUGCAGUUGGACUUGUGUUGCUCCAACCUAUUCCGAUUUAAAAACUCCCUCAAAAGUGAGAUUAAGCUUUGUUUAAAAGGCUGCAUUGUGAAGUCUGAAAAUCCACAUUUUCCCAAAUGGGCACAUGUGCACACCCACAACCGCACAUCGAAGGAGAAUACAAGUGAUCCAGUUUCUCAUGUCAUACCAUUUUGCCACUAGGUGGCAGUGUUACCACACAGUGCCGUUCCACCUCUUCUUGGGCUCCCAAACACCUCUCUGCUAAGAAUUAUUUGCGGUUGUCUUGUCUGCUCCUCCUCCUCAUAGUGCUGCUGCUUACUGGUAAUUACUAAACGUAAGCCAAGGCAAAACAUGUAUCCUCUGCAAGCACUCUUGACCUAUAAUGUGUUGUCAGCAGUCACACGCUUCGGCAAAUCCAGUGUGAGAAAUGGGAACCUGCAGACCUGUAUGCGCAUGAUGAGAAAUGGGUGCACGUCAGAGGCAAAACGCAUCCGUUCUACGGUCAGGGAUUUAAUUUUGAAAGCAGCACUGGAGAGCCUUUCUGAGAUAAAGGGCUACAUUCCCUUCUGGGUCACAUGCUGAGGGUGGGUGGAGCCAGAGGGAAAAGUGGGUGGAGCAAUGAGCGGUCGGCUUCUUUCUAUGUAUGCUCACACACCCCCUCUCCACCCAGAGAAGCAGGAGGCACUAUCAGAAUUCAAGGACACAGGCUAGGCCAAACGGGAAGGACAAGCGGAGCUAGUGAGUGGUGAGGCCUUGAGGAGAAGGGGUGUGGCUUGUGAAGAGUCCAGAGGGCCAGAUAGACCUCAGGGGCCACAUUUGGUCUCUGGUCCCGAGCUUCGCCACCUCCAUUCUGAAGAACAUGGAACAGGAGGUAGGAACCAAGGAAGCUGCCUGAUACUGUGUCAGAUCAUGCGCCAUCUAGCUCAGAACGACCAAUGGCUCUCCAGUAUUUCAGACAGGAGCAUUAUCUGGAGAUGCCAGGGAUUCAACCUGGGACAGAAAACCUGACAGCAGCCUUAAACCUUAAACAAAAACAGAAGUUGUGUUAGCUUCAAUAUCAGUCCUAAGCCAGGAUAGACAUUUGACUCUGUGUCUUUGUUGUUCUUCUUUUCUCACAGGAUGUCUUUGCAAGAUUUUAAAACCCAUUUUGUGGGCCUGAUGAUCUGUAAACUGACUCCUGAUCUCCUGAGUAAGGAAUUAGGGAAGAAGUGGACGUGUUCAACGCAGGUCGGCAAAUGGGUCAAAGGAAGCACAGCGGGGGGCAGGAUGAAGGCGCACAACGGUGAGGUGCCCCUUGGGGAACGCUUCUUUUGAAAAUAAUUUGCUGGCAUAAAUGAGCUAAGCACCUGCUUUUCUGAGCUAGAGGCUCACAUGUUUGCAUCUUGCACCUCCAGCUGCAUUUUGGAGGAAUCCCCAGUACUUGCUGAGAGUUCUGCAAGGCCACGGGAGCAAAACGUCCCUUUACUCCUGCAGCGUGUUGGUGUCUCUGAUCCAAAAGCGUAACGACUAUCACCGGAAUCGGAUGCCUCAUCUCCACAUAGGCCUCUCCGUCUAUAAGGUUGGUGGAAUCUUGUUGCUUUCCUGCUGAAACUGUUGGGGUAAAUUGUCCUAAGCUGGGGCAGCCGAUGUAUGGUGCCCUCUAGAUGUCAUUGGACUCCAUCUCCCAUCACCCCCAGACAGCACGGCUGAUGGUCAGGGAAUGAUGGGAGUUGUAGUGUAGCAAAAUCUGGAGGGCACAGCAUUGGCUACACCUGCCCUAAGCUGUUUCUCCAAAGCCCCUUGCAAGAAAAUAAGAAGUUUCUUCCUAGCAGAUUUCUUUUUCUUAAUGCGAACAGAGAGGGACCCUGACCUACCAAGAGAGGCUGUGAAUCAGAGACAGGAAAAAAGAAAAAGAACUGGGCAAGUCAACAUCCCAUGUAGGCGCAAAUGAUGCCCUCCAGCCUAGUUCUGAACAAGGCUCUCUUCUGCUUCAAGACUCCCCUGUGAGGAACCUGUGGCCCUACACAUGGUAUUGGACUAUUACAGGUUCCAUCACUCCUGACCGUUGGCCAUGGUGACUGGGUCUGAUGGAAGUUGGAGACCAAGCACAUGUGGAGGACCACAGGUUCUCCACUCCUCUACCUUCAAUAGAUAGAUGUCUAGAACAGCCUUACUCAACCUUGGGUCCCCAGAUGUUGUUGGACUACCACUCCCAUCAUCCCUAGCUAAUCCGGAAUGAUGGGCAUUGUAGUCCACUGACAUCUGGGGAACCAAUGCUGAGAAAGGCUGGUCUAGGGAUUUCAGCAAGUGUAGCUGCUGAAGCGAGUCAGGAUUUCUGCCCCCCACUCCCCUAGGGCUUUUGACAUUGUCUCCAUCACCACCACCUCUGAACCCCACCAGGAGUCAGAGUUCAUCCUGUGGCUGUUCUGGACUUCAGCAACCUUACCUCCCCAAGGUGCCUAGUAUAUGGGAUAAGUUUUAAAAUAGGGAGUUCAGUACUUUAGUGUCUGGUGGCCCUUUUGACUGAUUCAAUCAACUGUAACUUUCAGUUGUAAAUUUCACUUGGAAUUCUCUGGCUAAUACACAUUCUUCUUUCUUUUUUCCUAGGUGGGCCAGGAGGUACGUAUAUAGUCCCAUGUUGCUUAUUCACAUAUCGAUCAUGUAUUCUUGCAUAUGCUUCCUUCCUGCUCUUUCCCCUCAGAUAGGGUGGGCAAGAACAGAUGCAACUUCUGUGUGCUUACCAUAGCAGAAAUUCUGAUCUGAGUGCAAUCUCAGUUGGGCUGGAUUUAAAAUCUUUUAAGGUGGAAACAAUUGGAUAUUUGAAAUGGUGUUUGUGCCAAAAUACUGAAAUGUGUUGUUUUCAAGCAGCUGCAUCUCCCUCUCUCUCUACACAUGCUGAGACACAUGCACCCAUUGCUAGGAAUCAUAUGUGUGCAGAGAGCCUUUGCAUUCAGGUCCUGUUUGGAAGCUUCCCAGGGGCAUCUGGUUUUCUACUGGUUGGAUUAGAUGGAUCUUUGGCUUGAACGAGGAGGGCUCUUCUUUGUCUGUUCUUAUGAGGUGCUAUGGGCUUUGCACUGACUUUGUGCAAGUGGGAAAUGCCUGCAAGCUGCACAAAGUGUGCAGCCCUGAUCAAUUUUGCAUUCUGGUGCCUUUGCACCUUCCACCCUGGCUCGAGGUUCAUGUGCAGCCAUGCCAGCUUACAAGCAUGGGAAUCGGAUUUGCACCACGAUCCUAACCGUCUUUGCUGGGAAGUUACAACUGCCGAAAUCCUGUUUUCAGGGUAUUGGAAAAUCCCAAAACCUUGAUGCUUUGUAUUCUGCAGAACCUGGAAUUUCUGUUCGUAUGUGAGUGUUUGGGCAUGGCUUUCCAAACUCCGUUCAAAGCUAGUGUGUCCCAUUUUCUUUUCCACCUAUUUUAGAGAAGCUUCUUAAGGCAUUAAAAAAAAAAAAGAUUGUUAAUGCCGUCGCGACUCAAUGCAUUUCAAGAUAAUGCAUUUUUAUGGCUUAAUUAAGCAUUAAUGGUGGUGUGUUCCUGAGCUAUGCCCAGAAGCAGUAGACAGGGCUGAGUGAGAAAUGGUUUUAUUAUAUUUCCUUUUUAAGCCCCACAAGGUAUAAAUCCCUAGGGGAAUUCACCCACUUUUUUUUUAGCUCAUUCUUUGGCAUUAUUUGCAGAUGCUACUAAAUCGAUGCUAUCAUUUCUUUUUGUCCAUUGCAUACAGUUAAAUGAUGUUCCCAAGUGCCUUCGUCUCAGAUAUUUUUGUUACACCGCCAUCAAAUUCAAGUAGAUGUUAUGUCAGGGAAAGAGCUGCCUAUGAAGGCGUUUUUACCAGGACAUAAAACCAAGAAUUGGCAACACACUGGCUAUAUGCUGCUGUGCACUUGAGCCAUGUGAUGUGCAUGGCAGAUGGGAACAAAGCAGUGGCACGAUUAACCUGCAUGGGGACUAGAGUUUGGUUGAUGCUGGUAUAUCCUUUGCUACCUUGGUCUGGGUCCAUUUACAUCAAAGUAUCAGCUGAGAUGCCUCCUCUGAUUUUAGCAAUGUCAGGACAAAAGGACCAGGUCAUCAGAGAAACUGUGAAUCUGGCCUAUGCCAGGGGAAGCUAGCAUGGUGUCCUCCUGAUGUUUUUGAAUUCCAAACUCCCCCAUCAACCCUAGCCAGCAUGGCCAAUGGUCAUGGAUGUUGGGAGUUGUAGUCCAGCCAUAGCCAGAGGACGCCAUGUUGGCUACCUCUGGCCAAAGCUUUUGCCCAAGCCCAGAUGGCCCAAACCAUGUUGAGUGGGAAAAUCCUGCAUUGCAGGGGUUGGACAAGAUGACUCUCGUGGUCGCUUCCAACUCUACAGUUCUGUGAUUUCAUGACCCACAUAUUUGGCUCUGUAUGGUCUCAGAUAUGCUGUGGUUUGAAAGCCCAGCCUGUCUACCUACUGUCAUGCUGUGAAACCAGUCUGGCUUCUACCCAAAGGCGCCAGAGGCUCAGGAUCAACACACUGGUUGAGCCUACUUGAAUGCAGCAGCAAAGCCAAAGUUGUUUGUCUCUUGUCUGGAGGUUUGGACCAAUUGGGAGAUAACACUUUUACAUCCAGGCUCAUUGAAGAUCAGAGCUGGAGUCUGCUUGGAAGUAAAUUCCAGGCUUGUAUUGAGCACCAAGAUUAAUAUAGUGAAGUACAAAACCAAGAGCAGUUUUAACAUUGGAAAUACAAUGAAUCACUGCAUUGACUGAGGCAUAAAAGCCUUGCAUUUAAUAUAUGAUGCAUUCAAAGGGGCAACCCCACCCUCUUAGGAGAUGACAGAUUGCUGCAUUAGCAGGAGAGAAAUACAACCAAAGAGAGAGCAAAAGUCUUUCUGCAACUGCUCUUGUGGGCAGCAAAGUCUGCCAGAGAGCAAAAUGUCAGAGCCAUUUUGAGGAAUGGCCAAAUCAGGAAGGCACCAGAGUUCUUAGCCAAUGCAGUUAUUGACCGUCUCCAUGUCCGGCAUUCUCUCAUUCAGUCGCUAGUAAUGGGAGAUGCCUAUUAACAGUGCAAUUUUGCCUUCAUCAUCAUGCCAUAACGGGAUGAUGGGGUUGUCAAAAAGAGACCACGGUUGUAAUUCUAUUCUAAGCCUACUUGCGGAGAAGUAAACCCCACUGAAAUCAAUGGGGCUAUUUUUCUGAGCAAAAUUGGUUGCUUGCAUUCUUGGGUUUUAGGACAACAUGCACAAAGGGUAUGCACCGAUUUAGGAAAUAUUUGGACCACGCUGAUGAUUCUGUGUUGCCUGGGUAUAAUUUUUCUGAUAAAGGCAUUCUGUAGAAUUAUCAUCGGUUCCCCACUUUUUCCAUUCUAUGUGCAGGAUGUGUGCCCAAUAAUUUAUUUUAGUAUAGAAUUUAAUGGCCUUUGUAUGCCACCUCAUAAUGCAAAGAGCAGCUUACAAGAAAAGUAAAAACUAUUUUAGUACCUUGAAAUGUGAAAUCAAAUGCUACAUAAAUAUAACAAAAGAGGCUCACAAAAUUGAAUGUAGAUUGAAAAAUGGAGAGACCCUAUUUAAAAGGCCUGGAGGAACAGAAUAGUCUCUGCCUGGCGUUGAAAAGACCACAAGGAUGGCACCAAGAGAGCUCCCCAGGGAAGGGUAUUUCAUAACCAGGGUGCCACAACUGAAAAGGCCCUCUCCCUGGCAACCACCUGCUUCACUUUAUUGGUGGACACACCCAGAGCAGGGCAUGUGAAGUGGGUCUUAAGGAACAUGGAACAGGAAGUAGCUUCACAGGAUCUGAGUGCUGGGAGGAAAAAAGUAUUUGUUGUUGUUAUCAUGUUUCAGGCAAAAUAUUAGCAUGUAAUUUAGACAAAUUCAAGCACCCAUUGUUUUCAGGGUUGCCUCUGCUCUUUCAUUUACUUCUAAGUAACAUGGAUGUGGUUUCUGAUGACACAUUUAGCAUCACAUUUAUUUUGUGCCUUUGAAAAUGGAUGCUACCCCACCCUACUUUUCAUAUAAAUAUUAGCUCGUUCCUCUCCAUGGAACUCUUUACAUGACUUAAAAAAAUAAUAAUCCCCAAACAGUGUAAGCUUUUUGUAAGUUUCUCUCUCUCUCUUUCUUCUCAGUACCAUGACCUUAAUAGAAAACUGCCGGCUGCCUUCUUUGUCUGGAACAUGCCCCUGAAUAGGGUAGUCUAUGUAAAUGACCGUGAAGUGACUCAGGAUUUCCGGCUCCCACCAGGGGCCUAUGUCAUUGUCCCAGCCACUGCAGAAUGCAACCAAGAAUCAAACUUCAUUCUGCGGGUCUUCUCCAGGAAGCACAGCCUUCAGUAAGUCUUCCGGUCUUGCUUUACUACAAUCAUUAAGGGACGGGGAGUGUGUAAUUUUGCCAGAGGGAAAGGCUGGUGGUGGGUGCUCCCUGGUGGGAGGUAUGUAGUUUGCCCUGCCUUUUCAUGGCCAUUGGUCAGGGAUGAUGGGAAUCGUAGUCCAGCAACUCCCUGUGGAGGGCCACAGGCUUCUGAAUCCUGGUCUAUACCACUGUGAACUGUGACGACAACAACAACAACAAUGGCAGCAAUGUCAUAGUAAUAGUCGGUCCCUAUUUGUGGAAUGCUCUCCCUAGGGAGGCUUGCUUGGCAUCUUCAUUAUACACCUUUAGGCGCCAGGCAAAAAACAUUGCUCUUCAACGAGGCCUUUGGCUGAUGGACCUCCAAUGUUGUGGGAGGAGGGUUCUAGGUUUGUUUUUGUUCCUAUUUUUAUUAGGAAAAAUUUGCAUUUGUGUUUUUUAUAUUGUGAUUUUAUGUUGUGAACUACCCUGAGAUCUACGAAUAAGGGACGGUAUACAAAAUUAAUUAAUUAAUAAUAAAAAUAAAAUUCCAUUAUUAACCACUGUUCAUUCUUUUAUGAAUUAGUUACCCAAUCUUCAUUGCAAGGUCCCAGAGUGGGGUACAUACAUAUUAAAUAUCAUGAAAGCAGCACUUAAAAUCAUAAUUAAGCAACACAAAGAUUACUGUAGUGCAGAAAUGUGGUGUGGGAGUGGAGACAGGGCAGUGGGCACAUAGCUUAAUCUAAAAUGACUCAUUUGCUCCCAGAAAAUCCCAUGGCAUCUUGUCUUACUGGCAAAAAGAGUUCAGGGCUUUCAUUCCCAGCCACCAGUUGUCUGGCGACACCAGUUGCAAUGGACUCAUAGACUAUCAAUGAAGCUCAGAGACCACAGUGUGCUACAGUCUUCAACUUUGGGUCCCUGGAGGUUGUUGGACUACAACUCCCAUCAUCCCUGGCCACUGGCUAAGCUGGCUGGGCAUGAUGGGAGUUGUAGUCCAGCAGCAGAUAAGAGCUCAAGGCUGCAGAACAGCUACAGGCCUGUCAACUCUGUAAAAGCAGAUGGCUUCACAGCUGUGCCAACACUGGCUGAAGCAGCAGUGUUUGUGGGGAGAGCUUGAUCCAGAAGAAGCAUUGUGUGGGACGAAACAAACAUUUCUGCCUUCCCUCCCCCUCUCACCUUGUUGCACUAUCUGCACCUCUCACUGUACUUGUUAAUAUUUUAUUUCAGUGAAUUGGGUGGUGAUUCCAGCUGUGUCCUUUCAAAGGUGAGUGGAAGAACCGCUACACCGCUUGACUUGCUUCUCUCCUCUAGUCCUCUGUGCUGACCUGGGAUCCUCAGCAGAGCUUCCAGGGUGGGGGAACCAAUCAGUUGAGUACGGUGGGCUAAGCUUGCAAAUGGACUUUUAUUGCUGGCCAGCUUCACUUUGAGGCCUGAAUGGCAGGAUGUAAAUCUGGAAAUAUAUAGGCGAUCCCUGCUGUGUGCUUUUAAAAGGGGAGAAGAGGUGUAACUCACUUUGUAUUUUAAUGUUCUAACAGCACCACAAGAGUAUGUUGAUGUCGUAACUUAUGGGAAGUGAAAACACUCCCUUUGAAUGAACCCCAGCAGCUGACAUUUAUCAUAUCAAGAGAAAAGACUUAAGAAUACAUAAGCCAAGUGGAUGCUCAUUCUCACGGCAUCUUGGGAACGGCAGUUACUGAGUGGGGGCUCUGACCUCAAAAGCCAAACUCAAGAGUCUCGUGGCUGCAGGUGUCUGUCCUUUCCCGCGUAAACUCUUGCAAAUUGGCAUGCAGUAUUGGAUUGCAGAAAGUCAAUUUUUCUAGGAUAAGUUUGACUGUCAGCUGUUCUCUUGCCACUAAACCUCUAUUGGUCUAGUGGCCUGCUGAUCCACUGCAAUCCAUUACCUAGAUCUUGAGCUACAGCCUUCCCAUCCUGCUUCUGUUCUGAUUUGUUGUUGUUGUUGUCUGCAGGAAAUAGUUGAUGAACAUGAAGAUUGGGAAGAUUUCUUCACUAAGUACUUUGAUCAAGUAAGUCUGCCUAUAGGGUCUGCCAGAGGGAAUAACCAAACUGCCCUGUUCAUGUUAGUUUCUGUGAAAAAAAAUUGUAGGAGAGAGAGAGAGAGAGAGAGAGAGGGAGAGAGGGAGGGAGGGAGAAACCUACAUUUUGGAACGCAUGCUGAUGAAAGCCCAUCAGACAGUGCCUAUAGAACAAUCCUGCCACUAUGGUUUGACUUGAUUUGUAUAUAUUUUCAAACAUAUAUCAGCUCAUCACCACUUGAAGGAAGGAAGGAAAUUGGGACAAAAUAAUAAAGCCGGUUGCAAGGUUCACAUGCAGGUAGAGAUUCCCAUGAUAAGCUUUUAAAUAUGAACAUCCCUCUCUGAUGACCAUAGGCACUGCUGAUAUCUUAUGAAAAUGCCUUGACUUUCACAGCUGAUUUGUGACUGCAGCUUCAAAACUCAGUUUUCUAUGUGAUACCUCCAUUAAAAAUUAUGGUCUUUUGAAUGCGUAGAACUUGAAAUAUGCAAAGCUUGGGUUUUUCUAUAAUAUCUUGUCUCUCUUGCUUUAGUAUCCUGAGAUUAAUGCAAUGCAGCUGCUGAGGAUUUUGAACAAUGUGGCUUGGACGAGUAAGUAUGAUCUGGACUGCGGAAUGCAGCAUCACGUAUGUACACGGACCCAAGUGCAGAAUAGCAGUGAGGGUUUUCAUUAUGUAGCUCAGUCUCCACAAGAGAUGGGUACAUUUCUCAUUAGGCUCUGCAGAUGGUAUCGUGUCAACCUCUAUUAAUUGUGUUUAAAUGAUAACAUUUUCAUACUCUUAAUUAUAGCAACUCUACCACUUUUACUUUCUGGGGCUUGGGAAUAAAAGUGAAAGAAGUCUUUGCUCUCAUGUUCUGCUGGUGUGCUCCCAUAAUAAUAAUAAUUUAUUAUCUAUACCCCGCCCAUCUGGCUGGGUUUCCCCAGUUACUCUAGGUUGCUCCGAACAGAAUAUUAAAAACAUGAUAAAACAUCAAACAUUUAAAACUUCCCUAAACAGGGCAGCUUUCAGAUGUCUCCCAAAAGUCAGAUGUUGUUUAUUUCCUUGACAUCUGAUGGGAGGGCGUUCCACAGGGCGGGCACCACUACUGAGAAGGCCCUCUGCCUGGUUCCCCAUAACCUCACUUCUCACAGUGAGGGAACCACCAGAAAGCCCUCGGCGCUGGACCUUAGUGUCCGGGUUGAACAAUGGUGGUGGAGAUGCUCCUUCAGGUAUACUGGGCCAAGGCCGUUUAGGGCUUUAAAGGUCAGCACCAACACUUGUAGUAAUCUGGUGGGCCACCAAACCCCAAGAUGUAGCAAUGGCAGCCAAUGUGGAAGAAGAGUGCUGUGGUGCUCAGGUCCUGUCUGCGGGCUUCUCACAGGCAACUAGUUACUCUCUGUGAGAACAAGAUGUUGUACCGUUGCAUCAGCGAUGUGAUCCAUCAGGAGCCUAGGACCAGGGGCAGGCUUUUAGGGUUGUGCCCUUAGGCAUACUCCUAAGGGAAUUUCCAGAAACAGAAUAUCACAUCUGGCUGAGGAUGCAGCAGUGACGGGGGGGGGGGGGCAGGGGGAGAAGGAGAUGCAACAGAGAAAGUGACUUUCUCCAAGCUAUACAUCACAGAAGAGGUGGCAUUGCAGGACUGGAAGCUGGAUGCUAGUAGCUAGAAGAGAGUGAAACAGACAUCAAGAACGCAGCAGUUGAGGGAGUUGGAGGGGCAUCGCCACCCUCCUGCUGGUGGUGAUAUGAUUGCUGGGGUGGGCAUGGGGCAAGGCACUGGUGAGGUUGUGGUUCUGCCCUGCCAAUCCCAAUGGACACCAGCCUGCACUCGUUAUAAUUAUUGUAGUUCCCUUAUGGUUGUAUCAAAGAACUUUGAAAGCAGGCAUAUCCUUAGGCAAUGAAUUAUCAUGCUCUCCGUUAAGGAAGGAGGCUGCAGCUACAGUAUGAUUCAGGGUACUGAUCAUCAGAGCCCUUCAAGACACACCCCUGUGACUUUGGUCUUGAGCCUGGGGCACAGCUUGAAUUCCCAAGCUGUGAGAGCAGAGAACCAUCUUCAGGCUCCCCAAAUUCUCCAUUAACAGAGCCAUCCUUUCUUACUAUUUAGCCUUUCCCCUUUGAUGUCUUCUUGUGUCAUAAUUCCUCUGGCGUUCCUCUUCUCCAGGAUGUUCCCUAUGGCAAUUUCUCCUUCCAUUACCAAUGCUUUCUUUUUAUUUUACUUAUUGAUAAAAUUCCUUUCCUGCUCUUCAUCAAAUAUGAUCUCAGGUUGGCAACAAGUUCAAAUAUAAUGAAAAUGGAACCACAAAAUGCAAUUGAAACAAAAACAAAUGAACAGGUAUAGUUCCAGGAAAAAACAAAACUUAGCUGCAUUAUUUUUGUUGAAUGCAUUUCCAAAAAUAGUAUAUACUAUGCAUUGCUGGUUGUUACCAUUUCUUUUCACUAUUCCUAUCUCUGCCCAGCUCCUUCCCCCACCCAGUCCUGCUUUCCCACCAUGGGAAACCUUCUUGGCUGACUCCCUCUCAGUUCAAGAUACUGCAAACAAACCAACAAACUGGCCCCUCCCAUCAUAUUUUUUUUAGGGAGGCUUUUGGUUCUGUAGUAUAUUUCAAUUUCUUUAUUGUUCACUCUUUCCUGUGAAUGUUUGUGCCAUUCAUAUUUUAUUGAGCGUACCCUAAAAACAUGGGGCAGACCAAUCCUAGUGGGGACUGCCAAGGUGUGGAGGGGCACAUCCUGUGCUCUACCCUUGCCCUGCUGCUGCAACAUACUGUUUGGGUGACCCCCUGCUGGCUGUUGCUGGUGGGAACACCCCUGCCAAGAGUGUUUCCUCCGUAAUAGUGGGGCCUCCGUAACAGUGGAACCCUCUGUUGGUUGAGGUUAGCAGGUGGAGAUGUGUACUGGAUCCUAACCCCCACCAACAGCAUGAAUAGAGGUUGGCGACUGCAGACUUAGGUUAAGAAAAUGUAAAGGGACACCUGACAGUUAAGUCCAGUUGUAAACGACUCUGGGAUUGCGGCGCUCACCUCGCUUUACUGGCCGAGGGAGCCGGCGUUUGUCCGCAGACAGUUUUUCCAGGUCAUGUAGCCAGCAUGACUAAGCCGCUUCUGGCAAAACCAGAGCAGCGCACGGAAACACCGUUUACCUUUCCACCGGAGCGGUACCUAUUUAUCUACUUGCACUUUUGUACUGCUAUGUUGGCAGGACAGAGCAAUGGGAGCUCACCCCCUCGCAGGGAUUCGAACUGCCGACCUUCUGAUCGGCUAGCCCUAGGCUCAGUGGUUUAGACCACAGCACCACCCGCGUCCCUUAGACUUAGGUUAGCAUCCCAUAAAAAUAUUGAGCAUUGUGAAUAGCUUAAGGGCAGUCUGAUUCCUUAUAUCCCUAGCCAAUCACUGAGCUCUUGGGGGGAGUCUUUGUUGAUGGUCCCCGUAUGGCUAAGAUGCACGUCUCAUAUCUACUAGAAAUCGUGCAUUCAGUGUUGCAGGACCAAACCUGCAGAACUCCACCCCAACUGAGAUUAGACCGGCACCCUCCUUGUUGAACUUGAGGUGCAUGGCAAAUACCAGCAGGCAUUUUGUGUUUGAUUCCAUGAUGCAUUUUUGUAUUGCUUGGUUUAUUACAUGGUUUAUUUUGAUGUACGCCGCUUAGAAAUGCUAACUAUUAAGCACUAUGUAAAUGCCUCUCAAUAAGUGAAAGGCAGAUAUGGGUUCCAAGAAAGCCCAGUUCUAUUUUUCCUCUGGGCUGUUCUACCUCCAGAUACACACAGCUUAUAGACCGAGCAUAGCCAAUAAACAAGGUAGACGAUUCCUAAUUUAUAAAUGGAUAAGAUCUGAAACUGUUGACGCUAAUGAGAUAAAAGCUCUUGUGGCACAGGUUCAGAGUAAACAGAAAGCAAAACAGAACCUUUCUCUCUAUUCAGGGUUUUGGCUUCUUUUAGGACUGAGGGUGAGAUGGCUAUUUUAUCUGUGCUCGAGUAUCUUUCCAAAGUAACCCAUCAGGCACCAGGAAAUCUAUAAGGAAACUAACCAGGCUGUGCUGCUCAUCUUUUAUUCUUCAUAGGCAAUCAAUUUUAAGGCUUUCAUUUCCAAACUUUACAGUGCAUGAUUCAUAUUUAAUAAACAGGGCUAUAAUGAGAUUAAAACAUUGUCGGUUUCUGUAGAGAAGGGAUCGGUGAGUUAUGAGCCUGUUGCCUGCUCCAUGGAAGUCUGCAGGCAAUCUAUAAUCAUGAUUUGCAACAAGAUUAGACUCCCUUUCUGUUCCAUUUCUUGUCAUUCGCUUAUCGCUAACCGAGGCUCGGCUCUGUGUUUUUAACUCGUCUAUCUGUUCGGUCUCCUAAGAGAGGCAGAGGACACAAAACUUGUCAGAUUUAUCCCUGGUUGUCGUCUAUUGCUGCUAGUCGAGCUACACAAGGGACAAAUCAAGCAGAAAAAGGCAAAGACAGACUUCUCCCAAGGUCAAUCAGACACAACCGCCUGUGCACAUUUCCUUGGGAUUGCAUGUCAUUGAAACUGGCGGACUUGAGCCAUGCCCAAAUACAAAGGUGUAGGCUGGUUUCUGUUCUUUCUGACAUCUUCUGUAAUAGUCUGUACCUCACGCUUUGUGUCUGUCUCUCCUGUUGAAGGCAGUUGCAUGUGAGCAUGCUGGCGAUGCGCUCUGUUCCAAAGAGGGCUACCAUUACCCCUUGGGACCCGGAUAUUAUUCUCCUGCUUGUGGAUUUGCUUUGUCUUCCUAUUCUCAUUCAAUUAUACCUUUUUUCCCCUUUCCAGAGCUUCAGAACCAUGGCCCGAGAUUUAGCCUGGAUGCCUGCCGGGGUAUAUUGGCCCUCUUAGAUGUAUCCUGCCUUCUUGGUUUAUUUUAUUGUAUUUUUUUCAGUGUAUAUCUUUAUUGAUUUAAAAUAAAUACAUUUAUGGGGAAACAGACAAACAAACAGACAGACGUACAGUCAAACAAACAAACAAUAGAAAAUCAGACAACCACAAUAUUAGAAACAACAAAAUUAAUAUAACUAACAUCCUUUAUACUCCAGAUACUGAAAGCAAUUAUAAAACUUAUAAAGAAAAGAAUUAAAAAUGACUUCCAAUUCAUCUCACUGUACUUUAUCAAUUACCUUAUACCGCACAGUUACAUAUUUCUUAUAUAGUUUCUUUUACCCUCCCUACGACCUUAUAUUUAUACAAUACAAGGAACAGUCUAAUUCUGCCAAGAUGUUUCCUUUUAUACCAUAGUUUUUUAAGUAUUCUUUAAAGAUUCUCCAAUCCUUAUAGACUUUUUGUUUUGGUUGGCCUCUUAUCCUUCUUGUCAUCUUCUUGGUUUAACUGUAGCUGUGCUUUGGUGUUUGCCUGAACACACAAAUAUCUGUCUGUGGAUGAGGGGCAGGGGGCAGCUGACACGUUCCAGUGCCUGUUGCCCCACCUGCUCAAUCCUUGACCCUUCCCAUAUUGAGCUGUGAAUGUCUGCAGGAAGCUUUUACCUGUUUUUAGUUGAACAAGACUGGGGACCCUGACAAAGCGGGAGUGGGGGGAAAUCUUGCAAGAUGUUCCAGUCCUGUUCAAACAAAAAUGGCCUGUGGACCUUCCAUGCUCAAUACGGGAAGGUUAGGGACCGAGAAACAGGGUGAAUUAAAGGGUGAUGUCAUGGAUAGAUAGGGUUUGCAUGCCCUAUGCCCCUGUUUUAGUCCACAGGAAUAACCCACACAUGAAUACCUGGUUCUGUCGGGCAGAUAGCAAAAUAAUUGACCAAUGUUUCACCACCGAAGAAGGUGGUUGCUUUCUUUUGACAGUCUCCAAAUAUGGAAUAGUUACAUAUUCAACUCCUUUGAAUUGUAGGGAGGUAGAGAAAUGGGAAGGAGAAAGGCAGAGUCCAUAGGGCUUUCUGGGAGAUCUCCCAUCCAGGUGCUGAGCAAACUCAGACCAGCAUAGCGUCAGUGAGAUUGCUGGAUCAUGUCUCUCUGGACCAGACCCUGAGACCAGGGAGUGACUGUCUCCUUGCUCCUGAGCAGUAGUGCCUGAGUUUUUGACAUUUGUUUUACUCUUCCCACCUUGUCCCUGUUUAUUAGAAUGUAGGCCUGCAGGUAGGGUGUCUUGUUUUAAUUUCAUGUAAGCCGCUCUGGGAGCCUUUUUGGCUGAACAGCAAGGUACGAAUGCUAUAAAAUGAAUGAAUGAAUGAAUGAAUGAAUGAAUGGUGGAUGGUGAGUUGUUAUAGUCUGGGUGGUUUUGCUCACCUGGCUUCCUCACACCAUUGCCUGCUAUUGCCCCUGAGUCUCAUUCCCAUUUCCUCCUAUUGAACAUCCUAUUGAACAUUCCCAUUUCCUCCUAUUAAAGCUACAGACCUUGGAAAGAUUGGUAGCCUAGGAAUGGGGUAAGGAGAGAAGGUAAGACUCCUCCUGAGAUCUCCAAAGCGUGCCAGGCAACCCGGCUGAGACCUUAGGAAGGAUGUCUGGUGGAGGCCAGGAUGUCUCUCUUUGUAACCAAGGCUACGAUCCCAACCCUGGGAGUAAACCCAAUUGUACUCAACAGAACUUACUUCUGAAUAGACACAGUUAGAAUUGUGCUGAAAGUUGCUCUUAUAAAGGCUAAAUCUGAGUAAACAGUGUAUGUGCUUGUUUUAACUCUCAUGAAUACACAGUCCAUAGUUUGCUUUGUGCUGUCUUUGAAGUUAAUGAGAAAAUGAUCAUUGAUUUUAGGAAAAGGAAGAGUAGCCCCUGGGGCAAGGUUCAAAGACCUCUUGAAAUCAAUAACGUAGCUUUGACUUUGGUUGCAUUAGGCGCUAGGUCACAUUUUUAGUGGAAGUACAAAAAUCGAGAAAUUCCCCCAGUGGCUUCUCUACUUUUAAUCCAAAGUCUUUGACUUUGCUGCUCUCAGGUUGGUCUAAUCAGAACUUUUCCAGGUUUGCUCAUUCUCCCCCAGCAACAAACUUCAUUUGAAUAUUGUACACCUUGACCACACAAUUCAGUUUAAUAACACUGGCACCUUGAGCAUUCAAGAAUUCAGAUGCCUAUGGAAGAAGCUGCUUCAGUACCAGGUAAAGAAGUGAGUGUGUGUGUGUGUGUGUGUGUGUCAAUAUGACAGUUGAGUGGGUGGAGAUUCCAUGGAUAAGAACCUCAUUACUUUCUCACCAUUUUUUGAAGCUCCUCUAGUACUGGAGUUGAGAGGGAGGCAAUAGGGGCAAUUGCCUCCUUCCUCUCCCAGUUCUACUACUGGUGCUGGCAUAGGGAGGAGGGGUGGGGGGAAAGGGCAGGUAUCACUACCACUCUGAGAAGGCUGAGCCACCCCCUCUUUAAAAUACCAGGGUGGCACCAGGUGGAAACCAUACUGUGCAGAUAGGCAUUGUGACCUGCCUCCUCAGCCUCAAAGCUGUGCUUUUUCUGGAGAUCCCUGGAGUCCUAUAAUUCCCAGUGGUGGAAAAGGAAUUUCCUAUAGGUGAGCAGGCAAGGAUGCUGUGUGUGUCCCCACCAGGCUUCUACUAAGUCACAAGCAACUAAUAAAGGUUAAGCUUAACCUGGCAUCAGGUUCUUCCCAACCCAACCACUUUUUUACUGUUUUAAAAAUACUUCCUAACAGGAUGUGGACAGAAUUCUACCCUGGCUGCCAGAGGUUUUUGUGGCAUGCAGAAAAAAGGUUUUUUUUAAAAGAGCUGCUGUCAAGCAGGCAACAUUUAGGGGGAGGGAGAGAAAGAGAGAGAAAAGGAAGGAAAGAACCCACUGCUAGCCACCACAGCCAGCUUAAGCACCUUCUCCCCCUGCUCAGAUCUUUCAUGCAACAGUCCUGCUCACACGCCAGAAAAAAAGCAACAUAGAACCACCACCCCAUUUGCCACCUGCAGAUGGGAGUGGCAAAGUUAGGAGUGCCAUUUUGAAGUUCAAAGCUAGCCCAAAUAUUUCAACAGGAAACUAAACCCUGCAGCCUACAUAAAUUAAGCAAACAGUCACAAUCUUUCUUGUUGUGCAUAAUUUAGUCUAUUGUUUUGCACUGUUUUAUUCUGCUUCUUCUAGGCAUGGGCAGGAACAGGGCAAUGUUUUGGCCUCUGUCCUGCCUUGAAAUUGCUCCCUCCCCAUUGGGGGAUGGGAAGCUAAAGGUGAGCUAGGAACUUGAGCUGCAUCAAACCUGAACCAGAUGCUCUGUCACUGAGCUAUGACCUCCCCACCUCCCCCCCCUCUCUCUGUGUGUAGUCCUGUUCUUAGCUUGUGUCCAGAUGGGCAGAAAGGUAGCCAGACAGACACAGAGAGGCAGAUCUAUUUCCGAUGGUCCUAUCAAUUCUCCAUCUGCAGCAAAAUGGAUAACUCUGUUGUUUUGCUUUUCAGGUUAGGCCGUCUGCCAGCAUUGUCUGCUUCCCUCAGGUGGCAACAGGACCUCUGCACCCUUUGCAUUGAAUGAAGAAAGGGGUGGCAGUGGUGCAGGCGUAGCCAGCUGAGGGGUAAAUGGGUUGGUGUGCCCUGCUUACUUAGUUAUCUUCCUCUUUAAUUUUUUGUGACAGGCAGUUUUCCAGAAAAAUGACAUUCAGCAAACAGGAACCUUGGAUCAAGUAGAGCUGCAAGCAUCUGUGCAAGAAUUAGGUGAGGAAAAAGGAAGAGUUUUGUUUUUGUAGCAUUCAAGCUUGCAGACUUCCCCCAGGCAUUUGGGUGGCUUCUGUGAGCUAGUCUUGUGUUCUUUGGUCCUUAUGGGAUCCAGUCUGACUUUCUUCCAGAAAGAGCUGCAGGUUAUAAAACAGAGAUGAGGACCCUAUGACUCUCCAAGUAGAGCUCCCAUCAUCUCCAGGCCCAUGUGGCCAAUGAUCAAGGAUGAUGGGAGUUGAAGUCCAGCGACAUCUAAGGGCACCACGUUGGCCCUUUCCCCUGCUGUAAGAUACGCUGGGCAUGUGCUGAAGCCUCCUGUGCUGGACUGAUGCUGUGAUAUAGAUUACAUAGCCUUCCUAGGUCAGUGAUGGAGAACCUGUGGUCCUCCAGAUCUUGUUGGGCUUGCAUCUCCCAACAGCCCCAGCCAGCAUCCCAAUGGCAAUGGAAGCUGUAGUCCAACAACAUCCUCUAAAGGCAAAUUUGAGCAAGUAAACAUUUCAGCAAGAAACACAGUUUUCAGUAUUGUCCCAUCAUCAGGUUAUCUGUUUGGUUGCAAGUUGCUCUGAGUUGCCUAGGGUAAGAUAAUGUGGCUAGCAGUUUUAAUAAAUAAUAAUUAUCCAUGAUAAGGGCUUGGAAUCCACCUCUUUCUACCGCUUCACUCAUGGGAUUCCCAUUUAUCCAUAGAGUGGUGUCCUAAUUAAUCUGAUGUCCCACUACUCACAUUUGCUAUGUGUCAGUCAAGUACAGUGGUACCUCAGGUUAAGUACUUAAUUCGUUCCAGAGGUCCCUUCUUAACCUGAACCUGUUCUCAACCUGAAACACCACUUUAGCUAAUGGGGCCUCCUGCUGCCGCCACACCGCAGGAGCAUGAUUUCGGUUGUCAUCCUGAAGCAAAGUUCUUAACCCGAGGUACUAUUUCUGGGUUAGCGGAGUCUGUAACCUGAAGCAUAUGUUACCUGAAGUGUAUGUAACCCGAGGUACCACGGUAGUUAGUAUAUAACCCAAUGCAAGCAGCACAGAUCUGUUUUGCCAGAUCUCUGAAUCGUCACACAUUUUAGAUCAGACCAGAUAAACUGCACGCUCAAAGAACACAGUAGCAGAUUCAUUAACCUACACUGUUUUUGGAAAUGCAAGUUGUUUGUCCCACUAGAUUUUUCUAGAAAUGAGCUGAAUUGAAUCUGAGGAUUAAUUUUCAGCCACAAACUUUUGGCUCUUCAAUAAUUACGCUUGAUUAAAAAAUGGCUGUAAGGUAAAUGGUGGCAAGGUGUGGGGAAAGCAGCUUUGUUAAAUGAGAUUAGUACAGUUCACAGUGACACUGGAGCUGGAGCAUAAUUAACUUAAUUUAGCUUGAAUCUAACAUAUAGAAAGCACUAUAAAAGUUACACUUCAAAACUGUAUAUGAAAAGAAAUGAAAUUAGAAUUCAUUACAAUUCACUUGCUACACCGUAUGACAACAAUAAGCCAAUCAUCACCGGAAGCAUAAUGCAAUUAAAAAUACAGCAUUUUGAACAUCAAAUUAACAAACUUUGUGUGAUUAAAUUAAGAAAUGCAUUAUUAAUUGAUUUGGUGCACUUCCGUCGCAUAUUCCAUUGCUCUUCAUGUAACAGAUGCUUAAAUCCCAGUGAUUCUCAGCGCUUUACUUUCAUGUGCUUCAUGGCAGUAAUUUCCUAAUUGAUGGCAUGCAAAUUUCUGUGUGGUUCUGGGGAAGGGAGGGAUGGCUUCCUAAUUGAAGAAUAGUUGUCUUCCAGCAUCAUCACUGCCACCCUUUCCACUGUCUUCAUAUGUAAGGCCAGUGUAGUUAGUUUCAGCCUAUGACCGGCAAGAACCAGGUUAAAAUCCCCACUCAGCCACAAAACUUAUUGGGUGAUUCUGGCCUGUCGCUAUAUUUUAGCCUUUCCUACCCCACUGAGUUGUUUUAAGGGAUUCAAGAUGGAAUAAUAUCAAUGUAGUAAAUAAUAUAACUAGGACCAUCCACAAUCGAGUCCAACUUUCUGCCCAUGGCAAUGCCUGGGUUCUGUCAGGGUGCUGUCAGCAGUUCCUGGCUGGUUGCCCAGGAAAGUAUAAAGACAAGGGAAAGUUUCUUACUGUCCUUUUUUAUUUCAAUCUUUACAGAGAGAGGUUGUAGAACCCAGCCUCUUGGAUAAUGGCCUUGUCCCGAGUAAAUCUCCACCCCUCGUCUCUCCCACUUCCUCAUUUGUCAUUCUCAUUGUUUCUUCUACGGGUGCUGCUACGUGCCCUCUGUCUUUGGGCUCUUUGCUCUCCCACUUUUAAGGCUUGCCAGGUUCUGGGAGAUGGAGGGUUGGGAACACUUUCUAAUAACAAUGUGUCAGCCGGGUGUUGUUCCGGCUCUCCCAUGAUUUCCCAGCUUUUGCCCUCAUCUGCCUCUGAGCUGCUAUCUCCCUCAAAUGCCUGUUGUAAAUCUGUACUGUUUUCCUCCUCCUCCUCUGUAGAAGGGUCAGGAUGGGGAGAGGCGGUCUCCACCUUCCUCCUCUGCCGAGUCCCUGACAGCUUCACACCCCUCUGAUUAAAAGCAGCAUGGUGUUUUUGUAGCCGUAAGAAUGAAUGAGCAGUUUAGCCACAAUAGGUGCUAAAUGUCCAGCAGCUUUCUCACCAAAUGGGAGUUAAGUGUUCUGCACUGGGGGGGAAAGGUGGAUAAAAUUAAAUACAUGAAAAGCAGUCCAGAACUGUUUGCACUGUGAUUGCAUGUGGAAAAUCGGAGCAUUAAGCCUAAAUGUCUUUGGGGUUUUUUUUAUCUUACUAAAGGAAUCUCCCUCAGCAAUGAACUCUGCAAGCUGCUGGCCAUGCGAUAUGGGAACCCUGGUCUGAACAUCACCUUUGAGAGCUUUGCCUGCUUCAUGCUGCGUGUGGAACUCAUGAUGGGUGAGGAGGCAGAUGACUAUUUCUCUCAUGUGGGACUCCAAGCAAAAUUGGGUUUCAGUCGCAAGUCCUCUGUCUGUAACAUAAUGACUGUCUUUGGACAUUAAGGAGAGAGCAACACCGUGCAUUUAAAGCACAUUCAACACACCUUCAAAGCACAUGACUUUCCCCAAAGAAUCCUGGGAUUUUUAGUUUCUUAAGGGUGCUGGGAAUUGUAGCUUGGUGAAGGGGAAACCACAGUUCCCAUUAUUAUUUGGUGGAAAACAUGCACUUUAAAUGUGCUUUAAAUGGAUGGUGUGGAUCUGCCCUAAGAUAAACGAUAGCUUACUAGAAUGAGCCCAGGUGAGCCAUGGGCUCCCACACUUCCUCUGUUCUUCUCAAGCAUGGCUAUAAGUAGCAGAUUAUCCUUUCCUGAGAAUCAUCAUAUCAGUUUCCCUCAUUUCUUCCUUUUGCAGAGGCCUUUCACAAUACGAGUGAAGAUGGCAAAGGAAUAUAUCUUCAAGAGUCCGAGGUAAGGACACACACCUUAUUUUCUAGCUGUAGCACAGUGCCAGCUGUUAUGGAAAACAGGUUCUUCUUUUUAAUAUCCCAAUGAAUGGAGCACCUCUUGGUUGUAUAACUCUCAAAUGAUUGCAGUGAUUGACAGGACAAUGAAACCCUUGGGUCAAGAGCUCUUCCAGGAGCUUGGCUUCCUAGGUUCAUCUCUGGGGAUGGAGGAUAGUAUAAAGCAAACCAACUUAGCUCCAGAACUUCCAAGUAAACCAGAAAGCAGUUAAUAAGUGGAUUGCAUACUUCUCUGAAUUUUGCAGUGUGCUAAAAUAUAUCUGUUACAUGAAAAAUGCAAAACAACAACAACAACCCCAAACUACCCUUCCUAUUUUAGGGGGAAAUUUGUACAAAAUGCAUAUUUUAGGUUCAAUUUAAAUGCAGAGUUCUUUUUGUUUAUUUCUUAUAAAAAUCUGCAAUGAAUGGAACAAACUUAUUUUUGAAUAUGUACAAAACCGUUGGAACAGAAAUAAGUUGAUUCAUUCGAUCUAGAGACAGAGUUACUGAAUGGUUGAGCUCAGAAGGGACUACACUGACUACUGUGAACUAUACCAGGCACGCCAUAUCUGGGAAUGAUAGCAAAGUCUGGGCCACAAGAACAGAGCUGCUCCUGCCACACAGGUCUUCCUGAAGUUGGCUGGGUUGGUGGCAGAAUUAUCAUAAGAGGAGGCUUUGAUGGAGAUGCCCUUCUUCCUUGCUGAUGGCAGCGGUGGUUCUGCCUAUCUUGGUCUUGAUGGACCAAUAGAUAGAUCUGCCCUAGGGGUGCAUACCUCCAUGGACCAGGUCAUGUGAAGGAACCAAUAGCAAUGACUAGGUCAGGUAUAACAGGAGACCAUUUCAUAGGCUAGCCCCUAGUGCAGUAGAGCAGGAUAAAAUUAUUUUUAUGCAUUUCUCCUUGGUAUUCGGCAGUGGAUGAUGAUGACUCUCUAUUCAUGA